CCUGUUUGGGAUUUGUUGCGGGAAAACCAACUUGUUGACAUAUUUGAACGGUUCGUCUCCACUUUCAGCGAUUGAGCGCUGUGUUUUCACAUGAAAUAAGGAUUUAACUCAUCCAGGUACCCCUGACCUCUGGAGAUCCUCUUCAUCAGUGUCAAUGGAGUCAGAGGGGACUGAUUCCCCGUCAUCGGGCCCAGCGCCUGUAGCUGAGGUCUUUAAUUCCAUCCGGGAGCGCACAAUUGCAGAGAACAGCAUGGUGGUCCUGCUGCAGGGUCUGCAGGGAGAGGUGACCACAGUGGACCUGAGGAACGAGAGCACGGCGCGGGGCCGUGUAGUCAACGUGGACGCCUUCAUGAACAUACGUCUGGAGGAUGUGCUGUACCGAGACAGACGGGGUAAGCUCACCCAGCUGCAGGACAUGUUUAUCACGGGCAGAAAUGUCCGCUACGUCCACAUCCCAGACCACAUGGACAUAAUGAAGACCAUUGAGAGCCAGCUGGCCAAGAUCCACAGAGUCCGCAACUUUGCCAGUCAUGGAGGAGGCAGAAAAGAGUUCAAGAAAACAAAAUGAAACUUGUUUUCUCUGUCGUAGAAGGAUAUGAAACUCAGUUGGGUACUGCUUGUGCAAGACCAGCCCAAAAAUACUUGGAGGCAACCAAGAAGCAGCACACUAGAUCCGCAGUUUACAACCUGAAGGGUCACAAAUGACACUUUCAUUUCCUCUGGCCUGCUGCAGAACUGCUCACAACUCAUGUGCACACUACGGCCACAAACUGUGAUGACGGGUCGCAAGUUGAAGUUUGGCAGUAUAGCCUGACCGAUACUGGAUUUUGUUUUGGGGUUGCCGUUGACAGUUAUUUUCAUGAUUAAUUAAACUGCAGAUUAUGUAAGGGGACCUAUUAUGCUUUACCUUAUUUUGUGUCUUAUAUAUAGUGUUACAUUGAAUGAUGUUCGUGUCAGACGACCAAAGUUCAAAUACUGACAGAAACGUAAAUAGAAGUAAUCACUGUGAGCAAAAACCUCAGCCUUCAGUCCGUUCUGAAUACUCUGCGUCCAACUUCUUGUGUUUUUUUUUACUCUGGCUACAGCAUGACGCAUCUUGUGCCAGAUUUCUUUAUAUGGUCAUCUUCUCCACACACAUUACUCUAAGUGUUUACAGUACACAGCCUACACUGCUACAGGAAGUUACAUGCUAAUGUCAGGGACCUUUUUAAUGUACUGAAACCUUUUUUUUUCAGUACUCUUUCUUUAAUGACAAAGAAAUCAAUUUUGAACAAGUGGCAGUCAACAAGCGAUUCUGUUCAUCUGCUAUUUUCUAAUUGCAUGCAAAGCUUAGUCUCUGUCAAACUGUCUGCUUGCUUGUGUGUGUGUGUGUGUGUGUGCGUGUGUCUGCUUGUCUCUCUCACUCUGUUUAGACACAGCUGAUAAAUAAACACAAUCACAAAUGGCAGUGGUGCUUUGCUAUUUCUAAAAUGAAAAAGGAAAGAAAACAGACCAGACAGACUGAAAUCAUUGGCACUACAGAGUUAGUUUUGGGUUGCCGGGAGGCUGACUGAGAUUUGCAGACAGCUUCGGGCUACCUCACAGCACUGCUGCUUCCUUUCUGAACCCAGCAGCUCCAUGGAGCUCUGUUGUCUCUUCCGUAAAGUGCUCAGAAGCCCAGAAGCUGGCCACAGAACAGCUUUCUUGUUUCGGGCCGCUUUGCAGUGCUUCCACUUCCUGUCUAAACCUGCCGUCUUCACCCAGGUGCGCUCUUGGGUACCUAUAUUGAGGACCAAUUCAUUUAACGUGAAUUGAUACCUGGUAGUAUCGACGCAAUUCGGUCAGAACCCUUAAAAAUACGGGCACCAUUACCCAACCCUAUUCAGAAAACAUGUCCACUUAGUUGUCUAUAUAAAUUUCUCCCUGAUUUCGGAUCUUAUUCCUGCUGGAACAUGUCCGGUUGGGUUUAGAAACUUUCACUGGUAAUUUUGAAGAUGGUUCAGAGACAGAGAUACAGAGUAUGCGGAAACACUGACUGAUUAGAGCAGACUGGGCCUUUUCAGAAGCGGGGCUUAAAGAGACAGGCACUACAACAGAGCAUUGCAGACAGGGUGAACACAGGUGUUCCAACACAGGCAGUAUGAGGAAAAUCAACUGUUUUUAACCAUUAAAGCAUAUAAACAUGUUCUAGUAGAAACCUAAAAUACAAUUAUGAACCUGAAAAUGAGCAUAGUAGGUCCUCUUUAAUGUUUUGCCAACAGAAUGUCACAAAACUGUAAAGCAUGACCAUUUUUAGUUCCCAGAGCCCACUGACAUCUUCUGAUGUCUUGUUAUAUUUAACCACAAAAACAAAAUACUGACUGAAAUACUACUGUUUUGGUACUCAAGUUUGAGGCUUAAUAACUGUUGUGUGAAAUACAAACAGGUAUUGUGAAUAAAGAUGCUUAACAUUAA
Messenger RNA from Epinephelus moara (kelp grouper), 2433 nucleotides. RefSeq names its product LSM10, U7 small nuclear RNA associated (gene lsm10). Gene Ontology annotation, biological process: mRNA 3'-end processing by stem-loop binding and cleavage. Gene Ontology annotation, cellular component: cytoplasmic U snRNP body; nuclear body. The coding region runs from base 155 to 568 and encodes 137 amino acids. Lineage: Eukaryota; Metazoa; Chordata; Actinopteri; Perciformes; Serranidae. Gene Ontology annotation, molecular function: U7 snRNA binding; histone pre-mRNA DCP binding. The record is from RefSeq and is a predicted model, not a curated record. The transcript is spliced from 2 exons.